AUGGGUAUAAAAUUCAAAAAAACUACCCUUAUAGCCUUACUUACUUUUAUGACCUUACUCUUUAUAAUUGUUGAAUGAAUCCUAUCUAUAGUAGGCAUUUUCAUGUCAGAAUGGACAUCAUUUUCAUUUAUGGAACAAAAUUUUCAUUAUGGGCUUUUCGAUUGUGAAAAGUGUCCUGCUGAGUAUGCCCAUACAAAUUACUCAUGUUUAGGAUCACUUACAUGCAAUGAUACUGAAAAAGAUUCUCUUUGUGAUAAAGCUCAACUCUUAAACAAAGCAAAAAUUGUACUUUUAGUAUUUGAAGGAUUUGGCACAGCUUUUUCUUUACUAUUAUUUGAAAGGCUGUUUUAUAUGUCUUUAAGAAAAUCUUAUGGAAAUAUUAUAGUAUUCUAUGCAUUUUCGAUUAUUCCAGCAAUCGCCAAGCUUAUUGGAAUUGGAACUUAUAUUAUUCUGGCUCCGUCCCCAACUAAUAAGAAUCUAAAGUGAAAAUUAUUUAUUUAGGGGAAAGUCAUCUUCUAUUAAUUAUUAAUAUUUUUAUUUAUAGCUAUAAGUAUUAACAGCUACUCAAAUUUUAGGCAUUUAAACAUAUUAAAUAGCAAUUUUCAUUAAAAAUCGAAAAAUAUAUUUUUAGUAAACAUUGCAUGAAUAAAAUUAACUCUUAUAUAUGCUAUCAAAAAACCUUCUCUUCAGAUUAGUGAGUAAGCAGCACAAACCUUAGUUCUAAUUGCAAUAGUGAUCAUGAAAUAUGCAAUGAAAAAGGCCCCUGGUUUUUAAUAGAAUCUUCACUGAUUUCGUGAUUAUGUGCAAUGCUUACUGUUAUUAUUUUAAAAUCCAGAGACAAAUCAAAUGAAAAAAAAAUAAAAGAGACUCUGAGAUUUGGAAAUUAUGACUCAUGAUUUUUAAUAAAAGCAACUCCUAUGGUUUUAUAGCUAAAUAGGUUAAAUGGUUAAAACUCACCAUAAGUAGGCAAGCCUACUAGCCUUUGCCUCGUCUCGGUUCCAAAAAUAGCCAUCUCCAUCGACCUCUGAGUUCAAUAAGGAAAAAUGGAAGGCUGCCAUUUUUGAUUUCCAAUCUUAACCACCUGUCCAAAAAGGAUUAACUCUCUGGCGCAGAGCCACCUUCUGUCGGGCGCUCCGAUAGAUCCGACAAUGGAAGACCAUGUGCUAGGCAAAACCUGUCUAGACCAUCUGACAGGGACUGGAAAACCUUCGGGGAGAAACAAAACUUCCAUUUUUAGCAAGGCUUCCCCAAAAACCUGAGGCCUAUUUCAAAAGGGGCAUAGACUCUCUUUUCAGUUUCAUCGUGAUGGAUCCGACCUGUUCCAUAGUGAUUGCGCCUCUGAGUCCAAUUUAUGUCAACUUCUCCAUUAUAUUUUUUGGUUUUAUUAGCAAUUUGCUUUACAGUUAUGGGACAUUGAUGGGAUUGGAUCAGCUAUCAUAGUCCUAACAGAAUUUAUGGUAGUCUAAUGAGCAUGAAUAAAUAUGAAGAAUACAGCCAGCUUGAUUAUAUGUGUAUUAGUGGUCCAAACUGCGCAAUUACUCCACAGUAUACUAACUCAAUAAGAGAUUGCAAUGCUUUUCACAAAUUAGGAUCCGCAAGCUACUAUUAUUUGGGUAUCAAUUUUGUUUCAUAUGCUUUUUUGCUUAUAUGGAUAGAGCAUCUUAUUUGUUUGGCUCUAAAAAUUAACUUUGGGAUCUUUUGCUUAAAUUAUUUUUGGCCAAUUUUCACAACCAUUGCGAACCUUUGUGGAAAUAUAAGCUGGUUUAUAGUAUCUGGGGCGUCUUUUAGUUCAACUUGCAGAAUAAAAGCAGGAGAUAAUGAUAUAUCGUUUUGUGCUGAGCAAGGGGCAACCCUUUCUUUAGCAGGAUUUUUAUGUUUUGCACUCUCAUCAAUCCUUUAUAUUGUAAUUUUAGCCAGAAAAGCAAAUGGAACAUUAACUGAAGUCAGGCCAGAAAAAAUUAAAAAUAGAAAAAUAUUGGAUGAGUGGCAAAUUAAUAAGGCUUUUGAAGAGCAAGAAAAUAGUAAUUUGUUUACUCCCCACCCAUCCUUGAUCGAACGAUUGACUGUAAAAAUUCCUAAAAAAUGGGAAAAUUAACCCCCAUCCUUGAUCGAACGAUUUUCAUAUCAUGCAAAUUUUUAUAAUAUAAAAAUAUAUUAGUUAUCAAAAGCUUGGGAAGAUAUACAUAAUAAAGUUGUUUUCAGAUACUUUGAGACGACAAAAAGCUUCAGAAUCAACCGUAUGAAGUGAUUCAGUCAUCAGCCUAGGCUUAAAAACUCAAUAAUUUAACAAAAUAGAGAUUUUUUAAAAUUUAAAAAAAAAAUUAAUUUAAUAACUCCCCCCCCCGUGAGUGAACAAAACCAUUAGAAAAAUCGGCAUUUUUUGCCCAAAAAACCCACCCUCCGUGAGUGAACAAAAAUUUUUUUAAUAGAACAAAUUUUUUAUGGAAAAAAAAAUUGAUAUAUAAGUGAUAAUUAGCAUAAUGAAAUCUAGAGCUAAUUCUGUUUAAUUUUAAACAAAUUGCUUUUUUAAAACAUAAAUUUUAUAAAUUAAAUUAAUAUUUGCUUUCCAGUUUGUGCGAAUUAGGAUUUUUUUAAAUUUCGAAAAAAAAAUUUUUUAUAAAAUUUAUAUAUAAAUGUUUUUAAAAAAAAAAAAUUAACCCCCCUCCGUGAGUGAACAAAAUUUUUUUGUUCACUCACGGAGGGGGGGGGUGGGAGUAAGGAACAAAUUAAAAUUUAUACAGUUUAAAGGGGUAAACUAAUAAAUCAAAAUAUUAAAAAUUGGUAUUUUUUAUGAAAUUAAUUCAAUUUUUUGCUGUAAAAAUAAAUUAUUAAAUACUCUUAACCCUCUUAUUUAAAAGUAAAUAAAAAAAAAUAUAUAUAUAUUUUUUUAUUUUAUAUAUAAAAAAUUUUUUCCCAAAAAAUAUGUUUUAACCCCCAUCCUUGAUCGAACGAUGGCGAGUCGUUCGAUCAAGGAUGGGUGGGGGGAGUUAGGAAAAUGUCUACACUAUCUAUUACAAGGCCAAAUACGCAAGAUACUGUGUUAAAUGGUGACUUUUCAAAAUCCACAGUAACUUUUAGAUGCAGCAAUUCUAUUUUGGAUAGAAAUUUGGCUUAA
Molecule: messenger RNA, 3115 nt
Organism: Blepharisma stoltei
Lineage: Eukaryota; Ciliophora; Heterotrichea; Heterotrichida; Blepharismidae
Source: the annotation of a GenBank genome assembly